GACCUGUGACGUCGGGGUUUUAUAACGCAGAAUUUCUACAUAAAUAAUAAAAGGCUUUGUGGUAAGCUGUUUGUGAGUUCCAGCUUUGACUGUGGUGUGUUGUCCCAAUGCUGCAUAUGUGGGUGUCAAACAUAGGGGCGUCGAUCUAAUGCUGUUGGUGAAGAGCUGAGAGGUGUUUUUCCAUCAUGGAGGCUGUGGUUGACAUCCUAAAUGUAUUCCACAUUGAGACAAGUGGAUUGUCUGUGACUCUCAGCCUCUUCCUCAUCUUUCUAGGUCUUCUUUAUUGGUAUUCAGUUUACCCAUUUUCAGUCCUUUCAAGAUGUGGCAUCAAACAUCCAAAGCCGAUACCUUUCUUUGGCAACAUAUUCCUGUUUCGCCAGGGUUUUUUCAACCCCAUCACUGACCUCAUAAGGACACAUGGCAGAGUUUGUGGGUAUUAUUUGGGGCGCAGACCGGUGGUGGUUGUAGCAGACCCUGACAUGCUGAGACAAGUGAUGGUCAGAGACUUCAGCAGUUUCCCGAACAGAAUGACUAUUCGCUUUGCAACAAAGCCCAUGAGUGACUGUUUGCUCAUGUUGAGGAAUGAACGCUGGAAGAGAGUGCGGAGCAUCCUGACCCCGUCCUUCAGUGCUGCCAAGAUGAAAGAGAUGGUUCCACUCAUCAACACAGCCACUGAUGCCCUGAUGAACAACCUGAAUGUGUACGCUGAGUCGGGAGAGGCCUUUGACAUCCACAGGUGUUUUGGCUGCUUCACCAUGGAUGUUAUCGCCAGUGUGGCAUUUGCAACUCAGGUGGACUCUCAGAACAACCCAGAUGACCUGUUUGUUCGCCAUGCUCAGAUGUUCUUCUCCUUUUCUUUCUUCAGGCCCAUCAUGCUGUUUUUCAUUGCUUUUCCUUUUAUUGCGGCUCCUCUGGUGAGACUCAUCCCCAACAGAAGACGAGACCAGAUGAAUCAAUUCUUCAUAAACAGCAUCCAGAAGAUCAUCAAGCAGAGAGAGGAGCAGCCUCCUGAACAGAGGCGACGAGACUUUCUUCAGCUGAUGUUGGAUGCUCGAACCAGUAAAGAGUCUGUGUCUUUGGAGCACUUUGACGCCAUGAACCACGCUGAUGAAUUCAACCACAGGAACCAGCAAACUCAGCCGUCGACCUCGGAUCAGGACAAUAGCUGUCUUCACCCGCAGGAGCCACACACUCGGCGUCCUCAGAAAAAGAUGAUGACCGAAGAUGAGAUCGUGGGGCAAGCGUUUGUCUUCCUCCUGGCCGGCUACGAAACCAGCAGCAACACGCUGGCCUUCACCUGCUACCUCCUGGCCAUCCACCCCGAAUGUCAAUGCAAAGUACAGGAGGAAGUGGAUGAGUUCUUUACCAGAUAUGAGUCACCAAAUUACACAAAUGUCCAGGAGCUGAAAUAUUUGGACAUGGUUAUAUGUGAAGCAUUGCGCCUCUACCCUCCUGGAUUCAGGUUUGCACGAGACAUUGACUGUGACUGUGUGGUGAAUGGCCAGUUCCUCCCCAAAGGAGCAACACUGGAGAUCCCAGCAGGCUUCCUCCAUUACGAUCCAGAGUACUGGCCAGAGCCUGAGAGGUUCAUCCCUGAGAGAUUCACACCAGAGGCCAGGGCUAGUCGACAUCCAUUUGUAUACCUGCCGUUUGGGGCUGGUCCCCGUAACUGUGUGGGGAUGAGGCUUGCUCAGCUGGAGAUCAAAAUGGCUUUAGUUUGCAUGUUUCACAAGUACAGCGUUGUGGCCUGCUCUGAGACAAAGGUUCCUCUUGAGUUGAAGUCAUCAAGCACUUUAGGACCUAAAAAUGGCAUAUUUGUGAAAAUCUCAAGAAGGAACUUGGGAGGAGGUCAAAUGAAUUCUCCAUCAGAUGAUUAGAAACUCACCGUUCAUCUUCUUGGAAAGGUAGAAAUAUUCUAUGAAAAGUUACAAACCAUCCUGUAGGUUCGUGUUGUGACAGUGACACACAGUGUGUGAGCAAUUUUCUCCUUCUGUAAUUACCUUUAAAUCAUAAUAUUUCCAUAGACUACCUUAACAUUAAAUAAGAGUGCACUGCAUACCUCCAUUACUGAGCUCAUCUAGUGCCUUUUUUCUUGAGGAGUGAGCUGGAAAGUUGACAGGAUCAUUAUUGCUAUGGUGUAAUGAUAAAUGAUGUAGUGUGGCUGGUCCAAUCAGGCAGUGUGGACAACACCGUUGAGGUCCCUCUGAUCUCCCUACUGAUACCAUCAUCAGUUAUUAUGGUGAUGAAAAAAUAAGGGUGACAGAGAGAGCUUGGAGAAAUGUGAAUGAAGAUAUGAGCAAACAAAGGAGGAGUAUUAUGAUCUACUGAAGGAGAGCAGCUCUCAACCUCUUACCUCAUUGUAUAGCAAUACUGAAUAUUUUUUAAAAUCAAUUUGUAAAUAGAAAUGUUUCCUCAAACAUGUUGCUUGCAGGGAGCAGGUUACAUUUUUAUUAACAUAUUUCUGUAUCAUUUAAGCUACACAAAGCUGAAAGCUGCUAUUUUAGAGUGAAACAGUGGAUAUUAGGUUUUAAAGUUUCACUUUUCUGGUUGAAUUUUAACCAGUGCUUGAGAGUGGUUCUGAGUUUAUUCAUUCUAAAUGCAACCCUGAAUUUAUUUUGGUCUUGAGUGUAUGCAAUAAGAAAUUUACUGAUGAUGAAUUCAGAUGUUUCUGUGAAACAUAUCCCUGAAUUGUGUACACUAAAAUGGAUUAGAUACCACUAAUGUGUAACUAAAUAUUCUCACAUAAUCAUGAUAAAUAAAAACAAACUAUUUAACUGGCA
This is a messenger RNA of Lates calcarifer (barramundi perch), 2780 nucleotides long. Its product is annotated as thromboxane-A synthase. The record is from RefSeq and is a predicted model, not a curated record. Gene Ontology annotation, molecular function: iron ion binding; oxidoreductase activity, acting on paired donors, with incorporation or reduction of molecular oxygen; heme binding. The transcript is spliced from 14 exons. Bases 186 to 1877 code for a protein of 563 amino acids. NCBI's taxonomy places the organism in Eukaryota, Metazoa, Chordata, Actinopteri, Centropomidae.